UCGGCAUUUCUGUGAAUGACAAUACGCGUGCACAUUUUUUAUAAUUCCUUUUCUCUUGUUUCAGGUUGUAAAAUCAAAGCUCUACGCGCAAAAACAAACACAUACAUCAAGACACCGGUGCGCGGAGAGGAACCCGUGUUUGUAGUCACGGGGCGCAAAGAGGACGUCGCGCGGGCUAAACGCGAGAUCCUCUCCGCCGCCGAGCACUUCUCACAAAUUCGCGCGUCACGCAAGUGUGGUGCCGCCCCGCCACCACCCGCUGGGGCGCCCGGCCACGUCACAGCCCAAGUGCGGGUGCCCUAUCGCGUCGUCGGCCUCGUAGUUGGCCCAAAAGGAGCUACCAUCAAACGCAUCCAGCAUACAACACACACAUACAUUGUGACACCGUCGCGUGAACGCGAGCCGGUCUUUGAAGUGACCGGGCUGCCCGAGAGCGUUGAAGCAGCCCGUAAAGAGAUUGAAGCGCAUAUCGCUUUGCGUACUGGGGCAGCUGGAGGUGCAGCGACGGGAACUGGGGCGCCUGGGAGCGAGGGAGAACCUCUCGCGCAGUUAUAUCGUGCGGGUUUAGCCUCACUUCUGCGCCCUGAGCAAGAGGCCGCUUUCUCAUCUGCUGGAUCUUGCUCGUCUGGCGGCUCCUCAGGCAGACUCGGCGAUCUGCUUGGCAUCUGGUCAUCUACAGAGCGCGACGAGGGGCUUGGUGAGUCGCCGUCGUUCGAGUCACCCGGCGCAGGCGGCGUGUGGGCGUGGGGACCGCCUAGGCCAUCGCCGGCUGCGUCGCCCGCGCGCACGUGCGCCGUGUGCGGCGAACGCGGGGUGGCGGCGGCGCUGGUGCCGUGUGGCCACAAUCUGUUCUGCCUGGAGUGCGCGCAGAGACUCGCCGCGACGGCCGCGCCGUGCCCCGCCUGCGCUGCGCCCGCACAUCAAGCCAUUCGCAUACUCUCGUAAAUCAGUGCGGCACGCCGCAUUCCCGUCAUCGCGGGCUCGAUUUUUUUACUUAAAUCGUUACGAAAAUAAUAAAAAAAAAAUCGCGUAAUCGAAAUCCUGGUGCCAAAAGUCGGCGCCUCGCCGGCACGGCCCGUCCGCCGCGCCGUACCUAUCGUAAGUCGGCAGAGUUACUCACGAUAUAUUUUCUUAUUAUGAACGUUUUUUAUUAUGGCGUCGAGCGUCCGUGUUCGUAGCCACAGAGAGAGUCGAGGUACGUUACGAUAGAAUUUCGAAAAAAAUGCAUAAAAUUUAAAAAAAGUUGUAUAAUUAUUAUUAUUAUUAUUGAUAGCAUAAAUGAGAAAUCGAAAAUUUAUAAAGCUUACCUAACGUAGUAGCGUAAAAUAUUAAGAUAUCGUAAUAUAAUUAAAGCGAGGGACGGGCGGCGUGGGGAGCGAGCCGCGCGGAGCGGCCUUAGCCAAUGUGUUGUUGAUAGGUAAUGAGUGCAGGGCGUGUUGUUGUGUCGACUGUGGGUAGGUAGAGUAAGAGUAGUGUAAUGGCCGCCCGCCGCGAGCGCCGCCGCUACGGGCAGCGAGCCCGCUAGGGGCAGCGAGCCCAGUAGGGGCAGCGAGCCCGCUAGGGGCAGCACCGCGCCGCCCGCACCGCUCCCCCGCGACCCAUGCUCAUUAUUUUGACUAUACGAUUAUUCGCUUAAAUGAUAUUAUACAUACGUACACACUAUGAUUAUGAUAAUAUUAAUAUAAUGUUUGUUUUAAGUGUGUUUUAAUGUUUAGAUUUUUAUUGUAAUGUUUUUAUGAAUGAUUUUUAUCUGUACGAUUAUUAUUAUUGAUUAUUAUUUUAUGUGUUGACGAUGUUUUUUUGUGAUUAUGUGCGCCCGCGCAAGCGUUGCGCGGACCGAGGCUGCCGUGUGCUCGUUUAGUGGUUAAUAUCGACUAAUAAAUUUAAAGUAAUAAAUAAUAAAGAAAUAAUACGACUCAUUCAUUAUUAUUAUUAUUAUAAAAUAUAGUAGUUUGUAGCACGACAUUGACUAACCAUUACCUAUUGAUACUUAUUAAGUAUUAUUAUUAUUAUUAUAUUGAAUAAAUUUAAUAAAUGCAUAAUUAUAUUUCAUAGGAAUCAUUAUUCUGUAUAACUCUAGUUAAAUAUAACGAUAAUAAAUAUUAUUGUAUUUGUAUGGGACGGUAUUGUUAUUUAGUUCAACGGGGGGCUGGUUUUAUGAAUUAAUAUUUUUUUAUUUUUUUACCGUUAUUAGUUUUUGACUUACUCAUGUAAAGAUACGCGAGGAUUAAAAACUGCCUAUUAGAUUAUAUUUUAAAAAAUAAAGUUUACGUAAAAUCAGCCCUCAUCGUACGUAGAUCCAGUUAUUUCGAUAAUUUUAUUUUCAUAUUAAAAUGGGUAGACGCUUUAGGUUCAAAUAACGUUGUGAAAAUUUGUGAAAUUUUGUAGACUACAUAUCUUAUUAUAAAUCUAAUAUAAACUAUAAAUUUCGAA
Molecule: messenger RNA, 2433 nt
Organism: Zerene cesonia (dogface butterfly)
Lineage: Eukaryota; Metazoa; Arthropoda; Insecta; Lepidoptera; Pieridae
Product: RNA-binding protein MEX3B-like
Exons: 1
Coding region: 16-945 (309 amino acids)
Molecular function (GO): RNA binding
Source: RefSeq, a predicted model, not a curated record